AUGUAAAGUUUAAGCAAUUAGACAUUAGUUUAAUUGCAAAUUGUAGCCUGUAAAAUUUAGUUCACACUUCUAUUUGUUGAAGUAGGCUAUAUUGUUUUAAAGAAUAUUAUUUCCGGAAAAAGAUCUCUUUAAAGAAGAAAAAAAGAAAAGGUAUCCUAAAGUUUAAAGUCCCUUGUGUUCAUUUUCAAAAAGAUUAUGCUGUUAAAAAGGUACUUAUCAUAAACACAAAUUAUUUUAUGGACUGUAUAUUCAGACAACAUUUUCGUUUUUCUUUCUUUCUUUGUUUUAUAAGUACAGCAAAGAUCUGAAGGACAGACAUUUAGACCAUUUUAAAUAAUAUACUGUCCUGAAAAUUUGACAUAUAGAACCUGUAGAAACCAUAAUUUUCUCAUUUUUACAACACAUAUUUUGAUUAUAUAUUUUUAAACAUGCAUUUUAAACAAAUGGCCGAUAUCCAGGUACAUAACAGUAGCGGUAAACCACUGAACUGACUGUCUGGCCCUCAUUUUUUUUAUUCACCUAAAAUUAAAGAGACCUUUCUAUCCUGAAAAAGGUCGACGAGAACAAAUUCUUUCAAAAAAAAAAAAAAAAAAAAUCACACCCCAGUCCACUAGAUGGCGGAAAAGCUCUGUUCUAUUAAUGUUUCAACGCCAAGCCCCAUAAGAAGAAGAUUCCACUGUUUGUUGUCAAAUGACUGUCAAAACUAUUUAAUCCUAAAUCCUUAUUCAUAUAAUGUUCUGACGGUGAUCAGCAUGGCCGAGGAAGAGUUCACAGAUAUAAAUGGCAACUCGAUUUCUUUAGACUGCCAAACUCACUCUGCUCUCUGCAGAGAGUUUACUGUCACCUCACCGAAGCUGUCCUUGCGCAAGGUGAUGGUCUACACCUGCUUCGUUUGGUUAUUUGCUUAUGCUGUAUUUUUCUUCACCGAGAACACGACUGUCCUGUCGAGUGCCAUCCUCCUCACUCUGGCUGGGAUGAUGAUUCAGAUUCACUUUGUGAAGGUGGACCAUGAGACCCUUCUCAUAAUCGGUUCCCUCGGUGUCCAGCUGUCUUCAUCUUAUGCAUCUGGACGAGAAAGGACGAUCUUCAUUGAGAUGAGCAAGCUGAAAGACAUUGUGAUCAACGAGGCUGUUUAUAUGCACAGCAUGAUAUACUAUCUGUGCAUUCUGAUAAAGGACCCAGCAGAUCCUGAGACAGUGACCAGUGUUGUCCCUCUUUUUCAGAGUUCAAAGCCUCGGCUGAAUUGUUUGGUUCACGUGUAUAGGAGCUGUCAAGAGGUUCUUGCACACUCCAGAUGACACUAGAUUCUUUCUUUGAAACAGGAUAAAGAUUGGAAGUCCCUAGAAUGAACCAUGACUGUGUUAGACUGCAUGUAGUGGUUUAUUAGAGACAUAUUAGAUUCAACCACAAACUUACUGGGUCCUCUUAACUUUAUAAGAAAAGAUUAUGCUUUUAAUAUUUUUCACAAAUUAGACACUCCUGAUUUAUGAUAUUUACUAUUUGUAGUAUUACAUUAUAUAUAUAUAUAAUCACAGUGACUAUAGCUGAUUGUUUUUCCUGAUGAUUCUGACCUUUAUUAGCCACUAGAGGGACUUGUGUGCCAAUUUUUGUUAACCAGAACCUAAUCAGUUUGUUAUAUUAAUGAUAAUGAUUUCCUUUUAUACUCUUUUAAUCAUAGCUAUGACAUUUUAAAUAGGAAAAAUAUAUAUAUAUAUAUAUUACUUAUACAAUGCUUAUUUAAAACACGAGCAAAACUUUUUAAAUAAAUGCUAUAGUACUUAUUUACUUGAUACAUAGAUUUUGCUUUAAGUGUAGAGAAUCUGUGCAUCAAUCAGCUUUUAAAGCAGGUCUUUCUUGGCCGCCAUUGUUGUGGGUCAUUUGAGGGAUUUUGUUAAUCCAUCUUAUUUACUUUUUGGUGGGUCGGUAUUUAAUUGUGUUCCUGCUUUUAUCCGGAUGUCAAGCAGAACUCACUGUAAGUUUAUCUGAGCUCUUAUUACAGAGUUCACAGCAUCACAAAGCUUCUAAGUUAGCCUAUACUUAAGUGAUGAAUGUUCCUUAAAAAUGAAGUAGUUGAAUUAGUAGUUAUAUUAUUCAUUUUUGAAUUGCAUUUAAAUGUUAUAAAUGGGAAGUGGACAUGUAUACUUUGGUGGUUUGUACCAAGUUUGUGUUUUCUAGAGAUCAGACAACAGAAGGCAAGUGAAGCUUUCUCACAAUAUCAGGUUCACAGUAUUUGUGGUGCACAGCUGUUCUGAACAUCCUUCACACUAUAGCUCUUGCUGUGGUUUUGUGGAACACAAAACUUAUGUUGUUGAUGUGUUUAUCUUUACUCGGGAUUCUGCUAACUUUUACAUAUUCUGAGGAAAUGUUCCAUGCCACCUCCGUAUUAUUGAAAUAUUCUGCAAUUUCCUUGUAGGAGCUCGCUGCCUGCUGCAUAGACAGGUGUGAGAGUUGUCAUUCAUGUUUACCUGUUUGGCAAAAGGAAAGAGAAACCACCCAUUUGUUUGUGUUCAUGCUGCUUUGUAUUUACACACAGUCAAACAUUCCCUUCUUUUAAAAGCAACUGUCAGCAAUGAUUCCCCUUGUUUUUAAAUGAAUAUUCCGGAUUCAUUUCAAUUCAAGUUAACGUUGGCAAAUAUCAAUUUGGAUUACCAAAGGAAAUUAGUUUGAAAAUUUUCCUCUUUCUUAAAUAAUUACAGUUUGGGUUACAAUGAGUGUAUAUAUAAUAUAGUAUAGUAUAACAACAGUAGUCAACAAUAUUUGUUAAAAUGAUCACAUGGACCUUUUCUGUGUGAUUUGUUUUAAAGUGUAAUUUAUUCCUGUGAUGGCAUAGCUGAGAUUUCUGAUGCUGAUUUGCCGUUCAAGGAGCAUUUGUUAUCAAUACUGAAGACAGUUUUGUGGAAACUGUUUUUUAAUAUUAUUAUAAUUCUAAUGAAUAGAAAGUUCAAAAGAACAGCAUUUGAGAGAGAAAACUUUACUAUCACUUUUGAUCAGUUCAAUACAUCCUUGCUGAAUCGAACUAUUUUGUAAAAAAAAAACUGCUAACAUCAGACUUUUGAAUGGUAUUAUAUAUCCAGUUUACAGAUUUGUUCCCGCAUCAGUGUAAAAUGACCGUAAAAAUUACAAGUACAGCUUUACAGCUUGAGUACUACACAUUUUAACAGAAGAAAUGAUGUAAGUUAUUUUAUAAAAUGUCUUUAUGACAUUUUAAAACAAAAUUAGAAAAAUUUUAAAUUCAUUUUGCUUUUUUAUUAGUGCCUCUUUUUUAUGUUUUUAUUUUUUUCAUGAUAAUCUGAACACCUACCUAAUCUGUUACAAAUACUGUCAAUUGGGCUUAACUCAUUUUAAAGCCAUGCUUGACCCUGGAGGUCAGAGUUCAGAGACCUUGUUGUUAUUCAAAUAUGGUUUCUCGUGUAGUAUUGCUUCAUUCGCCUCUGACCAUUUGGAAUGACCAUUCCCAUAAAAGCUGUGAAAACAACUCAGGGGUUUGAAAUGAUCCUGUUAAGUUGCUGUGAAGAUGCUCCUGACAGGAUAAUCAUCCCUCCCAGAGGUGUGAACCUCCCAGGAAGCCUGCUCAGGGGGGUGUCAGUGGGGGUUAGACUGUUCUACACCCUCCAGCCACCCAACACAGCACAUCAUAAACAAACCGUCCACCAUCAGCACUUUUCUAAUGAAUUCAACUCAGUAUGACAUUAAAAUAUCAGUGUUUAGCUUUUCGGAUUGACAUGUUUACACUGCGCCCUCUUGACCAAGUUAAUUGGCCUUAACCACAGUUUAUAUUAUUGUGUAUUCAUAAUCACUCCAGUGGCACGUGAGCUCACUUUAUAGUUAAAGCACUCAAGAGAUAAAACUUGGCAUUUUCAGCACAAGUGGGAGGAAGCCUCCUUAAGGGCUUUGUUUUUGGUCUUUUUCACGCAAAUGAUAGUAAAAAAAAGGGUUCUUUGGAUUAUUAAAACUAAGAAAAAAGGUUCUUUAAGAACUGUUCACUGCAAUGUUCUUUAGGGAGCCUGUUUAAACCGAGACCCCUCAUCAGAGGAUUCAACAGCUACUUCUGAUUGCCUGAAUGAUGGGCUGUUUUUGGAGGGAAAACGGUGGUCUGGGAAGGGUGCAGAAACCCCGCUGGGAUGGGAGUUCCCCUCCUGGCUACUUUGCCUCCCUGUGGACUUUUAAUAUGUGCUAAGGUGUAACAUUCACAGGCCAUGAGGCAACACAGAAACACCCUGGUGAUAGAAUAUGGACCGCUGCAACGACUCUCAGCAGUAAUCUUGUCAUUGGCCUCCAUUUUUUUGUAUACAGUUGCUAACUCAUUGGUUGGAUGUACUUAUGUUACCGGGAAGAGACAUAAACCCUCCCUAAACUGUG
Carassius gibelio (silver crucian carp) is the source of this 4359-nucleotide messenger RNA. RefSeq names its product phosphatidylinositol N-acetylglucosaminyltransferase subunit H. The record is from RefSeq and is a predicted model, not a curated record. The transcript has 5 exons. Lineage: Eukaryota; Metazoa; Chordata; Actinopteri; Cypriniformes; Cyprinidae. The coding region runs from base 615 to 1298 and encodes 227 amino acids. Gene Ontology annotation, biological process: GPI anchor biosynthetic process. Gene Ontology annotation, cellular component: glycosylphosphatidylinositol-N-acetylglucosaminyltransferase (GPI-GnT) complex.